This is a messenger RNA of Zeugodacus cucurbitae (melon fly), 764 nucleotides long. It is a transcript of the gene SmD1, whose product is annotated as probable small nuclear ribonucleoprotein Sm D1. The coding region runs from base 243 to 596 and encodes 117 amino acids. Gene Ontology annotation, biological process: spliceosomal snRNP assembly; RNA processing. Gene Ontology annotation, cellular component: pICln-Sm protein complex; precatalytic spliceosome; commitment complex. Gene Ontology annotation, molecular function: RNA binding. The record is from RefSeq and is a predicted model, not a curated record. NCBI's taxonomy places the organism in Eukaryota, Metazoa, Arthropoda, Insecta, Diptera, Tephritidae. The transcript has 2 exons.
AACAUUUUUAGCACGUUUCAAACGUUUACUAAUAAAUCAAAAACGUUUAAUGAAAUCUUGUUACGCUAAAAUGAAAAUAUUUCCAUUUGAUUAUAGCAUAAAAUAUUGUAAAUUAUAAUAGUUGUAUGGGAAUUGCCAUUUUAUGUGGUUAAACCAUGAACCUUGAAACGUUUCCACAACAAAUCCCCCAAUAGCAUGAAUAAUUUCUAAAUAGUAUAAAAUCAAGAAACAUUAAAUUUCUUAUGAAACUAAGUCACGAAACGGUGACAAUCGAAUUAAAAAAUGGAACUCAAAUUCAUGGCACAAUCACAGGAGUAGACGUAGCGAUGAACACUCAUUUAAAGUCUGUUAAAAUGACCAUUAAAAAUAGGGACCCAGUUCAAUUGGAGUCCCUAAGUAUUCGCGGCAACAAUAUACGGUACUUCAUACUGCCCGACAGCUUACCAUUAGAAACACUGCUCAUUGAUGAUACACCAAAAUCUAAAACUAAGAAAAAAGAUAGCAGUCGUGGUGGUAAUCGUGGCAGAGGACGUGGCGCACGCGGACGUGGUGGUCCUCGUGGUCGUGGGCGUGGACGGGCAGCCGGUAGACGAUAAGAUUUUAAUAUACUUUACUGAAAUUAAAUAAAACAUUAAAGAUAGAAACAGGAAAUUGAAUUUUUUUAUUCGUAUGAUGUAUAUUUAUACAUAUGUAUGUAAAACUACCGAUUGAACUUGAAUAUGAAAUUUUUAAUACCAAGAAUAAAAUAUUCUGUACAUAGUGAA